Pantherophis guttatus is the source of this 1923-nucleotide messenger RNA. It is a transcript of the gene CHMP1A, whose product is annotated as charged multivesicular body protein 1A. Gene Ontology annotation, biological process: vacuolar transport. NCBI's taxonomy places the organism in Eukaryota, Metazoa, Chordata, Lepidosauria, Squamata, Colubridae. The record is from RefSeq and is a predicted model, not a curated record.
CUGGAGGGGGGGAGUCGGUUUGGGGACGCCGGGCCCCAUCUUCUCAGCUGCGGCUGACUGGAGCUGCAGUCCGGCCCUUCUGGAGCCAUGGGAGAUACACUGUUUCAGUUAAAGUUUACAGCCAAGCAGCUGGAGAAGCUUGCCAAGAAGGCAGAAAAGGACUCCAAAACAGAACAAGCCAAAGUCAAGAAGGCUCUUCAGCAGAAGAAUGUGGAAUGUGCUCGGGUCUAUGCAGAGAACGCCAUCCGGAAGAAGAACGAAGGCUUGAACUGGCUGCGCAUGGCUUCCCGUGUAGAUGCCGUUGCUUCCAAGGUCCAGACAGCUGUGACCAUGAAGGGAGUAACCAAGAAUAUGGCCCAGGUGACCAAGGCCUUGGACAAAGCCCUCGGCUCCAUGGAUCUUCAGAAGGUUUCGGCUGUGAUGGACAAGUUUGAACAGCAGGUCCAGAAUUUGGAUGUCCACACUUCAGUGAUGGAGGACUCCAUGAGCUCAGCCACGACCUUGACGACGCCCCAGGAGCAAGUGGACAGUCUGAUAGUGCAGAUUGCCGAGGAGAAUGGCCUGGAGGUCAUGGACCAGCUGAACCAGCUGCCUGAAGGGGCCUCGGCCAUGGGAGAGAGCUCGACACGUUCGCAAGAGGAUCAGCUGUCACGGAGGUUGGCUGCCUUGCGGAAUUAAUUCUCCCGCCCCCUCGCAGACAGUGGCUCCUGCCUUGUUCUCCUAUGAUUUCUGGGGUUUCUGCCUGGAGCCCUCUGGCCUUCCUAUUCAAGGGCCAGGGAGAAGACUGCCUUGUCCACCCCUGCAGGUCUGCUGUGCCCAGCAUGGACCACUUCCACAUCCAGCAACGAUAGCUCCUGUCUAAAGAAGCUGUGAUGACCGCAAGACUCUGUGUGGGCGUGCCUGGUCCUUGGCAAAGGGCUCUCUGGAAUGGAUGCCCUGCCUCCCCCAACUGCUGCUCCUUCCAGCCUGCACUUCCCACUCUCCUCCUCCACCUCCUCCGGCCUGAUGACAGGAAGCUGAGCACGCAGUGCUUGCCACGGUGGAAGCAUGGCCGUUGGGGGAGUGAGCACUCCUAAGAGGGCCAGGAACAAGGCUGGUGCUGCAUGCGUAGAUUCUGGUGUGCUGACAGCUCCUCCUGAUGCCGAUUGCUGCCCCGUUCCCUCUUCCUUGUUACGUGUAUGUGUGGAACAGGCCGCUUGGAAGUUGGGAAGACGCUGCCAGGAAGAUGGAGAUGCCCCUUUUUCUGGCAGCUCUGGAACCUGCCUUGAAUUUACAGACCACAAAGUGACCUUUGAAAACAGUGGCCCUGCUGCCCCUCAGCCUUCAUGCAUGCGCCCCACCCUCCCUUCCCCACAGCGUGUCACGUAGGGGUGAGGGGAAUGUCUACCUGGGUCUGGAGUGGCCCUUUCCUCCAAACAUCCCAGCUUCAGAAGACCCUCCUGUGCAGAGAAGGGCCCUUUGCCUAACGGUGGUGCUGGAGCUCCCCCCAUUACUACGAGUUACAAGCAUCGGGACAUCCUUGUAUAAACAAAGAGUGUGUGUGUGUGUAAAUGAGAGCCAAGGCCAUCUCCCCUCCUCCCUUGAGAAUUCUGUUUUCCUGUAAAAACCAAGCUUGGGGUGGCAAGCAAGUAUUUCCCCUCUACUGGUGGCAUUAAGUGUGUAUUUUUCCUUUCCCUCCUCCAUCAUUGAAGGCGGAGGCCUUAAGCUGCCCUGCUCCUCUGGGCUGGGGAGGGCAAGAGAUUAUAAUUGUCUUCCCUGGAACGUUUAUUUUUUACAGAGCAGUGAAUUCUCCAACACUAGGAAAAAUUGUCUUUGCCUUUUUCUUUUUGUAAAUGAAAAGUGAAUGUUGUCAGUUGUUUUAAUGCUGGUUUAAAUAAACAAACUCUCUGGGAGGCAGGAGCCGCACUGAGAUUUGCAAAGCUG